This is a messenger RNA of Aspergillus eucalypticola CBS 122712, 1008 nucleotides long. RefSeq names its product catabolic 3-dehydroquinase. The coding region runs from base 276 to 989 and encodes 237 amino acids. NCBI's taxonomy places the organism in Eukaryota, Fungi, Ascomycota, Eurotiomycetes, Eurotiales, Aspergillaceae. The transcript is spliced from 2 exons. The record is from RefSeq and is a predicted model, not a curated record.
UUUGACCAUGCCAAUUCGACUGCCAGGUCUUCCACAGUGCACAAUGAUGCUAUAUCAAUCCGCAGGAUGGGACCAGUUCGGGAGUUGAAAACCGGAUCGAGAACCCCGGAUGCCUACGGAAAGCCUUAACUCUGACGGGCAGCUUCAACCACGGUCGGGGAUGAUGUCAUGUCGAGUGAACCUGGGAUCGGGAGGGGUAGAUAUACUGCUGGAUGUGCAGGCCUGGCAGAGGUGUGUUCACCUCCUAAUCGGCCCACGAGACAUUCCCAAUCAGUAUGGUCUACAACAUCACCGAGAAAGAAACGCAGCCUACUAUUUGGAGCCACAUCAAUGGCUCCGAGGGCGAUAUCCUCGAUCGCUACUGCGUCUCCGAGCUCUGCAAGGGUUGGCCAGUAUAUCGCGACGCCUCCGAAUGGAACCACUACCGCCAUCUCUUUGUCGACAAGGGCGCUUUUGUCUUCACUACCUGGAGCGGCGGACUCCCCAUAGACGAUUUCAUCCAGACAUCCAUCAAGGGACGCGCCAACGGAGACCACAUCAUGCAUCGCGAAAACGGCACGCUCGUUGACCUGAACCCGACCACCGGUCGCGCCAUCGGUAAAAUGAAGGCCACCAUCACUCAACGCUUCAGCUGGGACGGAGUUGAGUUUGACGUCGAGUGUGAUUGCCGCUUCAUAAACUUUUGUCUGAAACAGGGAGGGGAUUGGAAAGUGGUCUACAUAAAAUUGUUCUACGAGAAGGAUCGCGUCACACCCGCAGAUGGCCAGACGGUGCCGAAAUUUGACCGGGCGGAGUUGGAGAAAUACCCCAAGGGAUACCAGUAUCUGGCAGUGGCACAGGCCAAGUUGGGCCAUCCCAUCUUGAAUGAUUUGCCGACGAUGAACAACAAGGCGUUCUUCAAAUUGUACGAGGCAAUGGAUGCGUGGAUGGAGGCCCGACCGGUCGGAGAUCUACUGGAGAUUCCCAAGGAAGCGGCGCCACGGUACUGAAUUCAAACCACCUAAUGCC